This is a messenger RNA of Prunus avium (sweet cherry), 985 nucleotides long. The record is from RefSeq and is a predicted model, not a curated record. NCBI's taxonomy places the organism in Eukaryota, Viridiplantae, Streptophyta, Magnoliopsida, Rosales, Rosaceae.
AAACACACUCACUCACUUCCAGCUCUCCCUAAUUUUUCGUCGAAUUUGUAUAGAUGUCAUGUUUUUAGCAACCAAAUCCUAAUUUGGAAAUUAACUUUUCAAAUUCCAAUUCCCCCAAACCACCCUCCCUAUAAAUCCCUCUCAGAAUCUCCACAAAUCAAACACUAAUCCCCUUGUUUAAUCUCUCACCUGAAACGACAUGUCGGCCGAGGAGGAGAAGAACGACGCCGCGCCGGACGGGGAGAAGACGAAGAUCUCGCUCAAGACCUCCGAGGGCGAGGUCUUCGAGAUCGAGGAGAACGUCGCGAUGGAGUUUCACACCGUCAAGGCGUUCUUCCAAGACGAAGGCGUUUCGCGCGAAAUGGUGAUGCCGAUCCUCAACGUCAACAGCGCCGAGCUCGUCAAGAUCAUCAAUUUCUGCACCAAAACGCUAGAGCUCAAGCGCAAGGCCGAUCACGAGGAGAAUGCGAAGAAGGAGCUCCGGCUGUUCUACAAGGACUUCGUCAAGGACGAGACCACCGAGCACAUCAUGGAGCUGAUCCUAGCCGCCGAUUACUUGCACGUCGAUGAUUUGCUCGAAGUUCUGAACCAGUGCGUGGCGGAUCGGAUCAAGAACAAGAGCGUUGAGUAUGUGAGGAAGCUGUUCGGAGUCGAGAACGAUUUCACGCCUGAAGAAGAGCAGAAGCUCCGCGAGGAGUAUGCUUGGGCUUUUGAAGGAGUUGAUGAGGACUGAGCAAAUUUACUCUACAGUAAAUUCUAAUUGAAAUUGACCACACACAGAUUUUAAAAAAAAGAAAUGAAUUGAAAAGAAAGUUGCUAUUUUUUUGCCUUAAAUGGUGGAAUUAGGGGUAGGGUUAAUUUCUGUGAAGGUAAAAAUGGGGAAAGAUCGGUAGUGAAUGGAUGAAUAGAAGAAGAAUUACAGCUUAAAGUUUUUUAUUUUUUUGGGGUUCCAUUUUAAAUAAAGAAAUUUAAUUUUCUAAGUGCA